AAGUGAAGAUCAUUAGAUCAUCACAAAAGAAAUAAAAGAAGAAAAAUGAAACAAAUUGUCAUAUUCUUCUUUAGUUCCCUUGUAAUUUUACUAUUCCUUUCCAGAUGCACGGGCGCCCGUCUCCAGCCAACAAUUCAAGUGUUCUCAGAUGAACAGAAGAUACAAGUUAUUCGAGCAACUCAGGAAAGACCUUCUCUAAAGUCACAAGAAGACUUCUCCGCCCUGAUGAGUUUGGAAGAAUCAUGCGAGGAUAAUGACAAAGACUGCCUCAGUAGAAGAAUGGUUUUAGAGGCUCAUUUAGACUACAUUUACAAGCAAGGUCGCAAACCUAACCGCUAA
Messenger RNA from Ipomoea nil (Japanese morning glory), 339 nucleotides. RefSeq names its product phytosulfokines 5-like. Gene Ontology annotation, cellular component: extracellular region. The record is from RefSeq and is a predicted model, not a curated record. The coding region runs from base 46 to 339 and encodes 97 amino acids. Lineage: Eukaryota; Viridiplantae; Streptophyta; Magnoliopsida; Solanales; Convolvulaceae. Gene Ontology annotation, molecular function: growth factor activity. The transcript is spliced from 3 exons. Gene Ontology annotation, biological process: cell population proliferation.